Molecule: messenger RNA, 1322 nt
Organism: Chinchilla lanigera (long-tailed chinchilla)
Lineage: Eukaryota; Metazoa; Chordata; Mammalia; Rodentia; Chinchillidae
Gene: Lamtor3
Product: late endosomal/lysosomal adaptor, MAPK and MTOR activator 3
Exons: 8
Coding region: 185-586 (133 amino acids)
Biological process (GO): positive regulation of TOR signaling; cellular response to amino acid stimulus
Cellular component (GO): Ragulator complex
Source: RefSeq, a predicted model, not a curated record
GUCCCCCGGAAGUCCCUCUCACUCCCUGUCAUGGGUUUAGCAAGAGCUUCCGGAAGCGCAGAUCCGGUCGCUGGUUAGGUGACGGCGCUGGCCGAGUAAACUGUGUUUGAAGCUGUUGCUGGAGGGCCGUGGGAGACAGUCGGACAACGGAGAAGGGCAGGCGCCGAGGCCCGAGCUGCGCGCCAUGGCGGACGACUUAAAGCGGUUCCUAUAUAAGAAGUUACCAAGUGAAGGUGUUUGGUUCCUUUGUGAAAGUGUUGAAGGGCUCCAUGCUAUUGUUGUAUCCGAUAGAGAUGGAGUACCUGUUAUUAAAGUGGCCAAUGACAAUGCCCCGGAGCAUGCUUUGAGGCCUGGCUUCUUGUCUACUUUUGCCCUGGCAACAGACCAAGGAAGCAAACUGGGACUUUCAAAAAAUAAAAGCAUCAUCUGUUACUACAAUACCUACCAGGUAGUUCAGUUCAAUCGUUUACCUUUGGUGGUGAGUUUCAUAGCAAGCAGUAAUGCCAAUACAGGACUGAUUGUCAGCUUAGAAAAGGAACUUGCUCCAUUAUUUGAAGAACUGAUAAAAGUUGUGGAAGUUUCUUAAUCUUAACUGUGGUUUCAGUGUGCACCUUGUUCUCAUUGUAACAACACAGUAUCAAUCCAGCAAUCUUUAGACCACAGUCAUCCUUUUAUCCAGGUACUCAAAAAAGGGCCCUCUUUCCACCUCCUACUAAAGAAAGAACCUACAGACAGAUGGUUGCAUUUUCUUGUAUAAGCUCUUUUCUUGUUUAGUGAGAUCAGAGGCAACCACAGAAGUGGUUCUGUCUACACAGCUCCCAUGGAGUUAGUCUGGUGUCCAGGUUAGGGUGAGAGCCUCCUCGUGGGUCUGAAUCACAGCAGCACAUAAUCCAGGCGAGGCGCCGUGCUCGCCUUGUACAGCACUCCUGGGCCUUUGCGUGUCAGGAACAAAUGAGGGCAUCUUUUUCUUCAGAUUAUGCUUUAUUUCUUUAAAUUGAGUGUAAGGCUUAGUAAAAGUAAUAAAAUCAGUACAAUCACUAACUUUCCUUUGUACAUAUUAUUUGGCAAUGUGGGUGAAUAUUACUAAUUGAUUUGGUUCUCAGAGGAUGCUGCUCUUUAAUAAAAGAAAAAUUAUACCAUAUGUUUUUUCUUCCUAUUCUGCUUUCUAUAACCAAUCAGUGUUUUAAUGUUUAUGUGUUCUUUAUAAAAUUUAAAUAUGAUUUUAAACUGAAUUGUUUCCAAUAUAAGGAUGUAUGUAAACAUGAUAGUAUAGCCAUUUUUUUCAUACAUGAGUAUGAAUAAAGUAAUUUUUUAAAAAUACA